Molecule: messenger RNA, 926 nt
Organism: Capsicum annuum
Lineage: Eukaryota; Viridiplantae; Streptophyta; Magnoliopsida; Solanales; Solanaceae
Exons: 3
Coding region: 222-641 (139 amino acids)
Source: RefSeq, a predicted model, not a curated record
UCAUUUUGUAGGAACUAACAACUUGUUAACUUUACAUAAUUUAGAUGUCAAGUAGAGGUGACAAAGGUAAGGGAAAAGUUGAUCCUACAAAAACAAAAAAGAAAAAACAACCUCUACCUUAUAGACGACCGACAUGUAUUCAUAUAUCUUAGGGUCGGUUUGCUGACGCACCAGCACGAUCCUCAUAUUCUAGGUCGACUAAGCAUUCGAUUCCUGCUGCUAUGUAUGUGGGGCCACUUCAUGGGUCUACACUGACUCAUUCUGCUUCUAUCACCGUGCCACCGUCAUCACAGUACUAUCGGAUGACCACUGACACAUCCGUACAUCUACCAUCGUCAGUACCCUCCUGUAGCAUUCACCCACGUUCGCACAGUGAUUCUGCUGGAUCUAUUAGGUUGUCAGAUCUUCAUCUUGGAGGUGCUCCAUCUAGUGCUUUAGAUUCGCCUACGCUAGUGCAUCUACCAGCACUUUCUCCGCGACUCAGAGACAGAGAUGAUUAUGGGAUGCGUUAUCUUAUUCCAUAUGGAAUAAGGUUUAGGCCGGAUGCUGGAGUUGGAAGUAAAUGCAUUUGUCAACACUUCAAGGACUACUGGACUAGUUGGCAAGAGGUUUCAGAAAAUGACAGAGAAAAUAUUAACUAAUUUCAUAAAUAUUACUGGUGGAAUGAAGUGAAUGAAUGUGCUAUAAGGAGGAAUUUUUAUAGAAGAGCUAGAUCCAGAUUUAACGGUCUGUUGGAUUAUGCCAGAACCAACAUGGUACGACCAGGGUUUAUACUCGAAUCCAUAUGACAACCGUUUAUUCACUAUUGGAAUAACGAAGAAUACCAAUUGUUGAGAGACAAAAGAAAGAAAGUCCGGGCAUCAUCCAAGGGUGGCUCUCUACAUACUGUGGGUGCAGUUAGUCUGAUUGUUGUGGAGGAAAAAAUG